Messenger RNA from Aspergillus calidoustus, 876 nucleotides. NCBI's taxonomy places the organism in Eukaryota, Fungi, Ascomycota, Eurotiomycetes, Eurotiales, Aspergillaceae. The record is from the annotation of a GenBank genome assembly.
AUGGCCUCGAAAUUUGGAUUGCUAGUUUGUGGGCCAGCAGGGGUCGGAAAGACAACGGCUUGCAAUGCACUUAUACAGCAUCUGCAAACGGUCAGACGCUCAGUUUUCUAUGUAAACCUAGACCCUGCGGCGGACAAUUUCCAAUACGAACCCGAUCUCGACAUUCGCGAUUUGAUUACUCUCGAAGAUGUGAUGGAGGAACUGGGCCUUGGACCGAAUGGAGGAUUGAUAUACUGCUUUGAGUUUUUGUUGCAAAACCUGGAUUUCCUCUCCGAUGCCAUCGAUCCCCUUAGCGAGGAGUAUCUGAUCAUCUUCGAUAUGCCCGGUCAAAUUGAGCUCUACACACACGUCCCACUACUUCCGUCGCUUGUCCAGUUCUUAUCGCGUGCCGGUCCUCUCAAUAUAAACCUGUGCGCUGCGUAUCUUCUGGAAAGUACGUUCAUUGUGGACAAGGCCAAGUUUUUUGCCGGUACUCUGAGCGCCAUGUCCGCUAUGCUCAUGCUCGAGAUGCCGCAUGUCAACAUUCUCACAAAGAUGGACCAAGUGCGCGAAAUGGUUUCCCGCCGAGAACUCAAACGUUUUAGCCGUGUGGACGUGCAGCUGCUUCAGGACAAUAACGAAGCCGAGUAUGACGCUGGAGCCGAUCCCAUGUCGAAGGACUCGCUGAUGAGCGGCGGAUCCUUCGACAGGCUGAACCGUGCAGUGGCUCAGCUGAUUGACGAUUUCAGUAUGGUGUCGUUUUUACAGCUAGAGGCUCAGGACGAAGAUAGCGUUGCUGCCGUGCUUAGCCAUAUUGAUGACGCCAUCCAGUAUCAUGAGGCACAAGAGCCAAGGGAACCUAAUGAUACUCAGGAAGUCGACUGGGAAGCGGAUUGA